AUGGCUCUCAAGCUGGAAAAGUGGCGACUCAGGCGGGUCUGGAUACUGUCCAGAAGCCCGAGGGACAAGACCAACCUGAAUAGAGUCUCCAAGUGGCGAUCUGAACUCUUGGCGGACUUGAGGAAGAAAGGCUUUCGGCAACUUUAUUUACAUUUUCACGUAAAUAAAGGCAAUCUCGCUUUUGAGUUUGAUCAGGUGCAUAUUAUAUGUCCAGUAUACGAACCAGGGACGUUUGACAACGAAACAGAAAAAUAUAUCAUUUACAAUGUAUCUAAAGUGGAGUACGAAACUUGUCGCAUAACAAAUGCAGAUCCGCGAGUAAUAGCAAUAUGUGAUAAACCUCGAAAACUAAUGUUUUUUACUAUUACUUUCCGACCAUUUACACCGCAGCCAGGUGGAUUAGAAUUCUUACCUGGAAAUGACUAUUACUUUAUUUCAACUUCAUCCAAGGACGACCUUUACCGUCGAAUUGGUGGUCGUUGUUCCACAAAUAAUAUGAAAGUUGUAUUCAAAGUGUGCUGUGCCACUGAAGAAAAAAACAAAACUUCAACGACCAGCAAAACAGUUGUUACCACUAAUAGUCCCAAUGUUGCUCCCAAUGAUGUUGGUCAUAAUAAUUUGUAUGGAAAAAGUAUGGGUCAAGGGAAUAAUAUUGGUAUAAGUGGUGUAAGCAGUGGCAUAGUGCCUCCUCCUUCUAUAUAUCCUCCUAAUGGCAACAGCGAUGUUAAUAUUAAUGGUAUUGGAACUAGUAUUAAUACAAAUCUUGAUUAGUUUAAUAGAAUUCCGAUUCAACCAAAUAUAAUUGGUAAUAAUAUUGGCACGAGCUCUGAUGGGGCAGCUAAUGUCGUAAGUAAUGGAGGAGUUUUGCCUGCACAUGGUCAUGGCAGCAUCAACAUGCUGCAACCAGGACGUGGUGGGAUAAACACACCUUAUCCAGGACAUCAUCACAUUCAAACUGGCAUCCGGAUAAAUAAUGUUCCCACUCAUCAUAGUUAUCCGACCCACAAAGGAAAUCCCAGCAGCAAUUCGAAUGG
Molecule: messenger RNA, 1034 nt
Organism: Drosophila bipectinata
Lineage: Eukaryota; Metazoa; Arthropoda; Insecta; Diptera; Drosophilidae
Source: RefSeq, a predicted model, not a curated record